This is a messenger RNA of Porites lobata, 13206 nucleotides long. NCBI's taxonomy places the organism in Eukaryota, Metazoa, Cnidaria, Anthozoa, Scleractinia, Poritidae. The record is from the annotation of a GenBank genome assembly.
AUGCGUGGUGUCUUUAUCAUGGCGAACACCACCAAUGUGUUACCACUAAUAGAAAUCAGGAUCAGUGCAACGUUUAAAGCACAGUUUACAACAACAAGAGUUUUUUGCGUCGCACAUUUCUCACCUUCGGCAAAAACAUCCGUCGAGUUAAUAUUACAUUUAACCGUUGAGUUCAUUUCAAACCAAACGAUAUAAUUUUUCUGUUUUUCCACGUAACCAAGAAACUAAAAGACAAUUCAUACAAUAAUUAUGCCCGAAUAUCCUGGCAAAAGACAAGCAGCGUAGGGUCUUAUUUUCUUUUACCAUUCAGAUUUGGAGAACAGUUGCUUUUAUGACGUUAUCUUUUGUUAAAACCAGUCAUUAACACGUACUUGAAUAAAUGUAUAUAUCAUACAAUCUUAUUGUCCUCGAAAAAUAUAUUAUUUCGUAAAACAUAUCUUUCUACCCUUAGGGAAUAUUUUCAUUUGCAAUACAUAAUUGAAUGAGAUAGUACUGAUUCUUUUGGUUUUUAUAAGUUCUGACUAAACAUGACAUACGCUUAUCAGUUGUCGGAGCUAAAAAGAAAGAAGCCAUUAUUCCCCUGUCAAUCUAAGCUUCAACUUAAAUCUUAAUGAUCUCCUGUAACAUUAGGAAAUUAGGCUUGAUUUUUUUUGGGAAGGGUUUGCCUACGUAGUUUCAAAUGGAUGGAGCCGGCUGACUUUGAAACUUGUUUGCCCCGAAUGAUUUUUCAUCAAAAAUUGGAGCACCACACAAAAAUAAGAUUUUUUUUUCCAUUUGAAGUUCUUGCAGUGUUGUUUAUAACUAGGCAAAAAGAGAGUCAAAACUAAAAUUCGUUGAAUGCACUGUUAUUCGUAAUUACGAGGGUUGUAUUGUAAUCAUUUUCCUUGAAACGCUAAAAGCUAGGUCUAAAAUUUAACAAAUAAUUAUCGACUUCAUUUAUUUUCACAAUUCAGAAAAAGAGGCGAAAGCAAAUGUGUUGAAUACGGACAAUGUAUUAAUCUCCUUUUUUAGUUCCUGAAUGUCCUUUGAAGGAAAUCUUAACACUAGUCUGAGCAAGUCUGCCAUAUUUUAGUGUUAGCAACAUUGUUAGCGGUUUAAGAGACUAAGUUCGUCCAAUCUGCUUAAUCGUACAUAUAAGUGCAUUUCAGUGUUAAAAGCGGCCUAACGCGUAACAAGUUAUUGAGGAAAUCAGCGAAAGAUGAUACCUUCGUUAAAAGCAUCAUCCGUGCAUUCAAAGUUUUCAAGAAUGAGUAAUUCCUCAACCCUCGCACUCGCUGAACGGUCAAAUAUAUGGUCAAAACCUUGGGUACCGGACGCAGAUAACGUAAAACAAAAGACUUCUUUGUUUUCUGUUCAGGGAGAAAUCUGUUUGGUAUACGCCACUUCCACGUGUCCCAUAAUGCACCAUGUUUAUGGCGAAGAGGGUUGUAUGAACCCACUUUUUGUUCAUUCAUAUCUUUCUAGAUAUUCUAAUUGUUUAUAUCUGCAAAGUAUAUAGUUUAAUUGUUGUUAUCCCUUUAAGUCCUGAUAGUGAACAACAUCAACUUUCUCCUAACAAUAUCGACACAUAAUCGACAGAAAAGGUUAUUAGAAUUUAAAAAAAAAAAGAUCACCAAAGGGAAAUGAUUUGAUCAUUUAUAAAAUUAUCUCAUUUAGUUCUUCAACGAAAAGUAUGGAGAUUAGCUUCCCACACAGGCGUUUCUAGGAGAGCUCGUAUUUCGUCCCUCCCCACAAACGCCUGCUAGCCAAUCACAUUUUACCUUCCAAAUUCUGGAAGGUUGACCUUGACCGCAAGGUAACCCGAUAAUUACGCGAUCUCCGCGAAACAGUGAGAAAGCGCUAAUAAGUUUUAAACUCAGAGCGGCAAAACUUUGAUUUACUCAGCCAGCUUUUAGAAUACUCCGUUCAAUGCAUUAACUUAGCGAAGGAAAGAAAAGAAGGAAAAAGGUAACUCUAGGAUCACGUUUUUUCACUAUCACGAACUUAUGAGGUUGUGUUAAGCCUGUCAACACUUUGUUUCAAAACCAUAAACAGUGGGAAAGGAAUGUUGUUCUCGGUUAAGCAGACGUUUCUGGGGAGGGACGAAUAUGAGCUUCCCUUAGAAACGCCUGGGAGAGAGGCCAUAUGGAGAUCAGCCUAGAGAAUUUGUAAUAAUAAUGAUAAUAAUAAUGUCGGUUCUUAUUAAGCCCAUUUCUUUCCCCAAUGCGCUUUACAUUAUGAUAAGAAAAAGAGAAAAAUAACAAAAAUCUGUCGCCCAAGUGACAUGUUAUAUAUCAAGUAUUGUAAACCUUAAAAUACUAAAACAAAAAAAAAAUGUCAAGCAUAAAAAUCGAUGGAAAUAUUUCCGGAAUAGCAAUGUUUUCAGUUUUGUCUCAGAUGUAGUAACACUUUCAAUAGUAUUUGUAUGUGGUUAUUGGUGCUUGAAGGGUUAAGUCACUAUUUUUCAGUUCUUCCCAUGGACGUUAAGGUGGACAUGCUGGUUUCCAACAUUUGGGCGAUUGAAGAAGCACGAAUGGUAACAGAGAUACGAGUGUUAAGCAAUGUUAGCUAAUGUUAUGUAAAUAUGAUUCUGGGAGGUGAAAUCAAAAUCAUCAACCCCCCAAGAAAGUUCCCAGCACCCAGAUUGAGUUAUUUAUAUUCUACGCGCUGAACUACAGUUGAUAGCAAACAACAGCGACGAUUGACAAAGCUUUGUUUCUUCUCCAAUUUAAACAUUUUAGACCAAUAAAUUCAAGUAAAAAUCGGAAACAAUUCCCAAGGCCCGUACAUUAUCCAUGUCUCAGGUGUAAGAUAUUCUUUGCUUUUGCUUAAAUAGGACUUUACUAUUGAUGUCUAUCUAAGGCAGUACUGGAAGGAUCCUCGUUUGUCAUUUCGCGAAACGAAGCUACAAAAGACGCUGACACUAAACAGGCAAACGAUCGAAGAAAUUUGGGUUCCAAGCACAUACUUCUUCAAUGCUAAGAAAGCUUACUUCCAUGACGUUACAACAGAUAAUUAUUUACUCCAGAUUAACUCAAGUGGAAAUGUCUUUUAUAGUGUCAGGUAAGAACUUACCUGUCAAGGAAACCGAUGAAAAAUAGUACUACAGUGAAUAUAUUUGGGUUUCAGUUACGUAUCAUCUUCUUCAAUGCUGAGGAGGGGAGGCCUAACCACAGGCACCCCAAGCUGACGAGUGAGAAUCGUUGCCCAAAAGAAAUAUUAUAUAAACUGUGAAAGGUUUGAAACCUUUAACCUUUACUCAACUUCAACAUUUUACGGGGAUAAUUAGGCUGGCUUGCAAAUAGCGCAGAGCUAAUCGCUACAAGCCAUAAAGUACAGAGAUGACUUUCUUAUACAGAUAUACAUUGUACAUUCUACCAUACAAAAUACAUACCUUAACAUAAAACUUUGUGCAACAUAUGUACGCUAAACUUCAUUUACUAAGCAUUAAGAAACAAACAAACAAACAAAAACAACUACAAUGCAAUGCGCGAAGAGGAAAGUUGCAAACGAAAUUAAGUCAGUAAUGUUUCAUUAUAUUAAUUUACACAUGAAUUUAAUGAAGAACAAAGAUUGAAAGAUUAGUUGGUAUCUCAUUCCAGAUUUUAACAUCAACACGUGAAAAGGCAUUUCUAUGAAUAUUACGUGCAAAGUGUUUCACACAAAAAUGCUCAGAUGUUGAUGAACGUGUACUAUAAGAGUGAACUCUGGAGAUUUUCGAGAACAAAUUCGAAAUAUUAAUUGGUCAGGAACAGAACUCGAGUUUACAUCAUACAUUAAAUUAGCAACUUUUUCAAAGAACAGGAAUUCUAAGGGAAGGAGUUUUCCCUUUAGGAAGAAAGGUAUUGCAUGUUCCUUUGCUUGAGCAAAGUAUAUAAGACGGAGAUCACCUCUUUGAAGAAUAAGAAUUUAAUUAACAAAGGUCUUAGAUGCAUUGCCCAAGAAAUUAAAGCAUACAUUAUACAAGGUGCAAUGAGAGACUUGUAAAAUGAUAUCAAGAAGGGUUCGAGUUGCAGGAACAAUAUGCCGUAACCUCGCAAUUAGAGACCAACAGUUUUACAGUACUUAUUUUUGUUGUGAGGGAACAAAUAUGUUGUUUCCAAGAUAGGUUUCCAUCAAUUAAUAAUCCAAGGUAUACAAUGUAGUUCUUUUGUUCAAGACUAACAAUCUUAUGUUUUUCAUUAUCAAAGAUAUAAAUCUGUGAUUGAUAGUUGAGCUUUUUCUGAUGUGGGCGAAAAAUAACGAAGUUAGAUUUCUUAAGUUUGUUUGACGUUCGCCAAUUAAAAAGAUUGUGUAAUGCAGUUUUUACAAUUGAAUCUAAUGUUUUAAGAUUUUUAACAGGGUAAACGACGUUAUUAUCUGCAAAAAGGAGAAACUUAAGUUUAUUACAGCAAUGAUGAAUAUCAUUGACAUAUAGUAAAAAGAGUAGAGGCCCUAGAACAGAGCCUUGUGGUACACCGCAACUAACGUUUUCUUUAUCCCAUAUGUAAGAAUUAAUAGACCUUUUUAUCGAUACGGCGGCCAUAUUUAAUCUGUCAGAUUUAACGAAUACUAUGGGAUGCCCACGGGGCACUCGCUCUGUAUUUACGCGCGCUUUUCGGGCAAAAAGAGAACUUCAACGCAUAUUUAUCGGGAAAAAAGGUAUUCGUUAUUACAUCCAAAGACGGCACAACGAUCUUUUUUUCUCAUUACAACCUUUUUCUAGGAAUACUUAAAGAAAAAUUAGCCCGAAAAGCGCGCGUAAAUACUGAUGCGAGUAUAUCAGAUCGUGCUUAUGCCCCCUGGGCAUCCCAUAAUACUCCUUAAAUCCAAUUAAUUCAAUAUGGCUGUCGUAUCGGUAAAAAGGUCUAUUUCAGUUGUUUGUGUACGAUUAAUUAAAUAAGAGAAGAAACAUUGAUUAACAAUCCCUCGAAAGCCAUAAUAAUUAAGUUUAACAAGUAAUAUUUUAUGGUCCACAGUAUCAAAGGCAAUCAGUAUAAUGAAAUCAAUAAACACUCCACAGGAAAAUAGUUUUUUGUCCAUAUUGGUACGGAUAGAACCCAGGAUUCAUUUCAUAAGUAGGUUGAGCAUGAUGCUCAGGGUGAACGCAGCCCUGAAUAGGACUGUUGUUGAGAGUGACUAACGUUUCGACAACCUGUGCGGUAGUCAUCCUCAGACUCAAACAAUGGUCAUGAACAACAUAUACAUUAGUUUUCAUGCUAAAAAAAUGACUACUGCACAGGUUGUAGAAGCGUCAGUCACAAUCAACAACGGUCCUAGUGAGUACUACAUUCACCCGAAAGAUCAUGCUAAACCUACUCAAGAAAUACUAUAAGGGUUUGUACGGGGAUUUUAUCGAUCGUUAUUUAGGGCACAAGAAUAGCACUAAGAAAUGCUUAAUCACAACAGAAAACAAUACUUCUUCUACAACAGCAGAACUAAAACUCGCAAGAAACGGCCAGAAAUGCUAAGAAAACAUCAUGAAUAACACAAAAAAAACGAUUGCUAAAACCUCCAUACAAACCCUGGCUUAUAAUAUUUCUGUUACGCAACAAUUCUCAUUAGGGAGAACGAUUCUCACUGUUUUUUCUGCCUCAGAAAACGAUCCCUAAAAUCCUCAUACAGACCCUUAUGUUAAGCAACGAUUCUCACUCUAAAGGAGGUCUAAAGGAAAAGAAAAGAACUGAGAAAAUGCUAAAAGAAUGGAUCCCUAUGAAUGGUCAUGAAUAACAUACAUUUGCUGAAUGCUAACAAAACUAUUACUACUAAUAUUAACUGGUGAAAAGUAAUCACACAAUAGCAAGAAAGAGAAGGCAGUGAAAGUUGUAGAGGAAAUAUUUGUCACAACCGCCAUGUUAUUGGUACCCUUCUAGUAGAGUCCCUUCGAUCUUUCCUAGAUAAUUAUCGAGGGAAGAUGGAAGCGAAUCUGCUAGCAGGGCAUGUUAUUGGUCUUCGGGACCGGCGGAUUUGCUUCCCAAAUUUUUGAACGACCAAAAACUCAGGGAGACAAAAAAACAAAAAUGUUAAGUAAAAUUUCGGGUUUGUUUUGUCAUUGCUUUUCCGUAUCUUCGGGCCAUGAAGAGAUAAAAGAUAUUUGCUUCUCAGAAUUUUUAGCCUAGUGGCCUAUACUAACAUGUUUUUCAAUUUAUAAUGCUUAUUAUUAUUCUCAUAGGCUCACGGUAACGAUGGCAUGUAACCUGAAUCUGCGGACGUUUCCACAUGAUGUGCAGACAUGCACAGUGAUGCUGGAGUCAUGUGAGUCAAAUGUCUUUUCAAUAUUUCGGGUACACGCCUGGAUCGACUUAAUUUUAAUCUCCAGCCACUGUGGUGUCUCGCAAUGGUGUGGUCUUUGUAAAUACUUUUAUGACGAUUAAGUAGGUGUUUUCCUGUUUGAUAUUAUUUCUUAGUUGGGCAAAACAUUUUAUGAAAUUUGAAUUUUAAGUUUGGCAACAUUUUAAAAUUACUUUAUUUUCAAAGAUCCUUUGCAGCAAUACAUACAUCCAUACAUACUUUAUUGUUACCUCUUCAAAGGGGCUUUUCAGGAACAAUGAUUAUUUUACACUACUUAUAAUAACUGAUUACAACACUUAAUCUAAUACUAAUUACAAUGUUAGCUUAUUACUAAUUACAAUGUUAUAACUUAACUAAGAAUUAUUUACAAAAUUAUCUAAAAGCUGGCUCCUGAAGGAUCCUUAAGCAAUGAAUUAUUAGCCACUUGAGACAUUCGUUUUCGAUUUCUCCUGGGUGUCGAAAUUAACAAUCCUUCUGCACAAUUUUGGGGCGACAACAAGGUGUAUUUUUCACCCCCCAAAAUUGCGGACCCAUUUUUUCCAGUUUUUCCUGGGUAUUGAAAACCAUCCUCUGCAUUUUUUUGGGGGGGGGAGGGGGUGGGAGUGACAGCAAGGUGUAUUUUGGCUAAAUGUGAAAGUGGUUCAUGCUCUCGCUUUCUGCUGUGAAUUAGUGUUGGCAAGAGUAACGCGGAAGAGAAAAUCAAAGUCUAUUCCUUUGUUUUAUGAGACUGAAAUCCCUGUGUUGAUGACUAAUGGACUUUUUGUUUUUCACCUGAGCAGAUGGGUAUCAAGCUACAGAUGUGUACUACAGAUGGAAUUCACGCAACUCUACUGGAGAUGUAGUGUACAUUGCAGAGGACUUGGAAAUGCCUCAGUUUACGAUAACCAAGGUUGAAUUGGAAGAGAAAACGAAUAUCUAUAAUAUCGGUACAAUUAUGAAACUUAUUAUUAUUAUUAUUCAUUUGAAUACUUUCUCCUUUCUGAUUGGCUUAAAUAUCUCGGUUAGUUUUUGACCAAAUUUGGAGGAUGAUGUUAUCCACCGGGCAGCGCGAUAUCUUACUCAGUGAGCUAGCCUCAGGUAAUAACUGUCAUUCAAUGUUAACAAAUUGCAAAGCAAAUAGAAUUGUCUUUUCUUCCCCCGAUGCGACUGUCAAAGAGUGAGUCUCACAUAAAAGCUUGUGUUGGAAUAAGGCUAUGUAAUUUACCCGUUGCGCGUGUUAUUGCUGCGAGUCCCCAUGCGAGCAGCGCAGUAACCUUUGGGUCUUCUGUGGUUUCUUGGGUGUCCUGCCUCUCCAUUCAGGAGUUACAAUCUUAAUUUAUGUUUUUCAGGGUAAUUUAGAAAAUAUGUUCAGCAGUGUCAUCAUAACUUAAUUUUAAAUCGUAAAUGCUCCUAUUGCGUCAUUCUAAUUGUCCUGAGUUUCGCACAUUGUGAUGCGCGUAGACCUUUAUCCUACAACUAUACUGUAACGUUACUAAGAGACUAGUCUAGCCUCGCCCCAAAAAUUCGGUGUGAUAAUCACGUGCGGUUCGUUGAGAGAGUGUGGACGGCCAUUUUUGCUGUGCAGUUGUUGAGGUUGUUUCGAGACGUUAUUAAAGAAGAGUUUAAGAUGGAAUCCACAAGGACAUUGAGUAAUUUUAAUUUUUCAGUGGACGAAAACCUUGUACCAGAAUCAUUUCAAGAACAUUGCAUUCUUUUUUUACAUUUUUCAAGGGCUAAUGAUGUAAUUAGUCAUCCGCAAUAACGCCAAAGAAAAUUUCUCAUGGGAGUCCGAGAAAAUGAAUGUCAAAUGUCAAACAAGAAUUGUGAAAACACAAGUAAAACUGUGAAAAUUUUUUACAUUUAAGAUGUCAUUUUGUGAACUUUGACAGUUAUUUUCUCGGGCUCCCAUAAGAAAUUUUCUUUGGUGUUAUUACAGAUGACUAAUUACGUCUUUAGCCCUUGACAAAGGUAUAAAAAUAAAUGCAAUAUGCUUUAAAUUAUUCUGGCACAAGGUUUUUGUCCAUUGAAAAUUAAAAUUACUCAAUUUCCUGGUGGAUUCCGUCUUAAUCACUGUUACAAUACUAGAUGAUUUAGUUACAGGGUCUUGAUUAGAGCAAUGCAUAUGUGGGUUUAUAGUUUCUCAGAUGAUGUUUUUCUGCCCUUUAUCUUCUCGCAGCAUUGCUGUACUUGCAACUAAUAACCUCCGGUUUACAUCGCCAUGUAAGCGAGCAUUUUUCCUUUUAGUUGGCUGCAAUUUACCAGACUAUUCACGUUCACAUCUAUAAAUAACGUUUCAGGACCUCACUCAGCGUUAGUAGCAAAAUUCACCUUCCAUCGUCGUCUUGGUUACUACAUGAUUCAAACCUAUAUUCCAUCCAUGCUCACGGUGACGAUAUCGUGGUUUUCCUUUUGGAUAUCUCCGGAUUCUCCACCAGCUCGAGUAGCCCUGGGUAUUACAACAGUGCUAACGAUGAUCACGAUUUCUAACAGUGCGCGUGCGCCGUUGCCCAAGGUGUCUUACACUAAGGCCAUUGAUUGGUUCCUGUUAAUGUGCUUGGUUUACGUGUUUGGAGCACUCAUGGAAUACGCCAUUGUGAACUUUUACUCGUGCAAAGUACAGUACAAAAGACAAAGGGAUACUAAAAAAGCUGAAAAGGAGGUACAACUCACGGGUUAAAAGGGGCUGAGUUACGGCUGUCUUGUUCAAGAGCUUAAGCAACUGCGUUUUUGAGCGACGGACGUCAACCGGAAGUGGACUUUUCGCAUCAUUGGGCAGUUGUUUGGUUCAGACUUGCGGUUAAAUCAUCUUUAUAAGAGGAAAGCGACUUAGCAAUACAAAUUUGUUAGCGUCAAGGCAGAUAAAAAGGGAGAAGGCAUAACUUCCGGUUGACGUGCGUCGCUCAAAAACGUCUUUGCUCAAGCUGUGCCAAGUACGCGUCCUCGCUCGCUAAGAAACUUGACAAAUUACUCGUCAAUGACAAAACCACAGCUUCUUGUCAAAUAAAUAUGUCUCCCAAGCUUUUUAUCAAGCCGUAUCAACGACAAAGUGAGCUACCAAAUAACUGCUAGGUUAACAAUUUCCAAACACCGCAAUUGCAAACCGUUUCAGUCUUCUUCAAGUUUAUCCAUCGGUGCCUCCUUUGUAUGUCCUUUGUUUUUCAUACAUUAAUGUUUCGGGUGGUUAUUUUUGUGUUUCACUCAAUUUCUCGGCAGUUUCCACUGUUGGAAUUUUGAUAAAUCUCGUGUCGCAGCUCCUUAAAAAGGCAAAGCUUGUUCUGUUUAUUAGAAGAAAAAGGUUGGCAUUUGACCGCACAGAAAGGAAUGCAAUAAUGCAGAUCAUUAACGGAUAAAAAAUUUUGUUGUCAAUUAUAAAAAUAAUGCCGUCCUGUAGAUUUUUUACAUUUAAGGCAAAUAUUUCAUGCAUUCUAAAAGGAUUGUCCCACUGGGCCAGCAGACAAGUGACUAUGUGAUCAUGAGGUAGCUCUGUAUGUAACUGCAUUGAAACGAGAUGAUGGAUAAUCACUGAAGUUUCUUAUUUUGCUCCAAGUCAGGGAUCCGGAUUCCAGAAUUCUCAAAAAUUUCUGGUUGUGCAUCCCGGACCACGGGAAAAUUUUGCUCAAUUGAAAACCGGAAUCCUAGGCUUUGGAAUCCCGGAUACCGCCCAAAGAAUCCAGAAUCCCACUAACUUUUGGAAUCCAGAGUCCAAGUUCCACUGAAAAAGAUUGGAAUGCAGUACCUAGAAUCCGGAAUCCACGGCGUGGAAUCCAGAAUCCAAGACUGUCUUGGAUUCCAUUACUAAGGGAAUGGGGCGAAUGAUAAGCAGGUGUUAAUGACGUCAAAAUGAAGUGGAGCAUCAUUAUUUUCACUUGUUCUUCAACUUUUCCUCUAAAAAUCAAAAGUAUAGCGGCAGUUAAAUACAUAUGAUUAUUACUAUUAUUAUUUAUUUAUUAAUUUAUUUUUGUAAUUAGUUCUUACAACAAGAGUCUGAGCUUGAUAAUGAUGAAGAAGAAGAUAAAGUCAAUCCAUGUUUAAAUGGUUCGGCCAAGAAAAAAGACAGUAAUGGAAGCUACAGAUUGGCAGUGGUCAUGUAAGUCAAAGAUGUUACAAAAUUUCUAACAUUCUUAAUAAUGUACGUAGUAUUUGGGACAAAAUGAUCACGUGAUGCAUGAACGCAAGAGGUCUGGCUACUAGGUUAUGAUGUACACUGACGGUGCUGUUACACCGACGAAUUUUAGCGUUACAACAUUGUUUCGAAUGGCUGCAAUACUGUUCUAACAUUUGAACCCUGUGUGCUCCAAAAAUUGUCCUUGCGAAUCGUCCGUGUAAAGAUCACAUAAAGGUGAUGUUACACGGGACGAUUCGCAACCGUACGACGAUUUUUAGCGCGACACAACUUUGCAAUAUUGGAACAAUGUUGCAACCAUUCGAAACAAUGUCGCAACAAUGAUGCAACACUGUGCUGCGCUAAGACGCGUCGUUGCGAAUCGUCUCGUUUAACACUGACCUUAAUUUACGAAAUUAGGCAUUUCGCGUCGUCGUCGUGCAAAAAGGGCAAAGAAAUGUACAAAAAAGCGUGAAGCACGUGCAAAGUUGUUGUUUUGGUGUUUUUUUUGACGUUCUCGUUGCCGUCGCGUCGUUGAAUCUUAAGGUAAUGUUGCAUGAGACGAUUCGUAACGACUAUUUUUAGCGCAACACAUGGUUCAAAUGUUGGAACAAUGUUGCAGCCUUUCGAAACGACAUCGCAACAAUGUUGUAACCCUCUGUUGUGCUAAAAAUCGUCGUUGCAAAUCGGCCCUUAUAACAUCACCUUUAAAGUCCCUAUUAACGUCUUGCUAAGCUGCGCUGAUAUCCGUGUUUUGGCUUAAUUUGAAAUUAAAUGGCUCGUCGAGACACUGAAGUAGACUUUGGUAUUACCUCUCCGGGAUUGAGUGUACCUUCGUUUUCAGUACAACGUACAUUAUCGCCUUGAUACAAACUUGGAAGAGAAGGCCAGCACCUUCGAAGUGUCUGCGCUUAAGUGAUGGCGUUUUUAAGCUACACACACAAACUGAGAGUGAAACCUUUUCCCCUUAAUCAUGCUUUGACGCUAACAAAUAUGUAUUGCUAAGUGACGUAACCCUUACAGAAAAGAUUGAAAGAAAAGACGUCCGGUUGACGUGCUUCGCUCAACGACGCCCUUACUUAGAGGGUGUACCCAUGUCUGAGAUUACAAAUCAUGUGAUGAUUAAUAUAAUCAAUAUUUUUGAUUCCCUGAACCAGUUUUUCCUUUAUGUUUUUUUUCAGAGACAGCGAGAAUCCAUUCUUUCCGCGAACGAAACUGAAUAAGCAGCACCGCUCUAAAUCAAGAUUUUCUCGUCGACCAAACCUUAAGGUAAACAGUGUGUUGGAAAGUAAGCAGCCGUGAAUAAACAUAGCUUGAUUGUGGUAGUCCUAAUAACACCAAGAAAUUAGUCAGAAUUUUUUAAAGAUGAACAAGAGGUUUGAUAGACUGCUCCAUUUUCUCUUUAGAGAUCGUCGAGCGUGCGUGUGAAAAAAAAAACCGCGGGGAAUUUUUUGACCACUAGCGCAAAGGAGCUGGGGUGGGUAGAAAAGAAAAUGGUCGACGUUAGCUUUUUCAUGUUUUUUUUUUCCGCCUUGCAUUCUUUUUUCGGCUCCGUGUACACUCGAAAAAUUAGUCGCAAAAAAAAAAAAGAAAAAAGAAAAAACUUCUACGAACAGGUAUUGGAGCACUUGUGAAAAUUACAGCAAUAUAUCGACUUAUAUAUCGACGUCACAAUCAUCAAAACUUAAGGUUUUUGAUUUGGUACCCUACUUUUUAAAUUUCGCAAGCAUCGUCGGAUUGAACUAAACUAAUAGUAACACUGAUAAAAAACAAACAAACAAAAAAGAAAUAUAACGCUCAAUUAGGAGCCCAUAACCUGGAGCGAGCAACUCCCAUACAAGGCCUAUGUCACGGUGUUUUUACUGACCAGUUUAUUUUUAGACACAUUUUAGGGCACUUUUUCUCGUGAAAUUAGAAUCUAUAAGAUGUCAAAGAGGAAAAAGAAACUACGUAAUUAAAAGAGAAAAAGUAUCAUUUUUAGGUCCGUAGGUUUUGCUUACUGGUUUGUGGAAUUUAAAAGAUAUUCAAAAUUCGCACCAACACCGUUCUAAAAAUAAACUGGUCCUUGAAAACGCCGUGACACGAGUGCAUGAAACUUGCUCGCUCAGGGUUAUGGGAUCCUAGCUCUAUUAUAUAACGUCUCUACUUACUGAAAACAACUGUGAUGAAACCAACAAAUGAAUGAUAAUUUAUGCCAAAGGGUUUGUACAGGGAUAGCAAAUUUCGCCUGGAUCCGUGAUAACAAACCAGGGUAUGUUCAAUGUACCAUUUUCUUGUAAAAAAAAAAAAUAGAGGAUAUCACAUGGCCGCGCGGAACGUCUCUACUUCUCGUGUUGAAAAAAAUUUCACUGUUCGAUGAAACCAAAUAUUUUUCAAAUGAAUGAUAAUUUAUUUAUUACAUAAACACCAAUGGUUUUUACUUAAAUAGUUUUUUGGUCAGAAAGGUGCGGUUUUUUAUGAAGCCAUAGCAAAGGUGAUAUUUUCACAUAUGAAGAUAUCAAGUUUUCGCGCGAAAGCUCACUUGGUAUUUCUUUGGUGUUUAUAUAAUAAUUUCUUUUUCUUCACAGGAAAGGGAUGACCUUGAAGAUAACGACUCUCAGCCUAAAAAAUAUCAUUACUUCUGGGACCCUUAUGAAACGACAUUCGUUAGUUCAGAGACCGCAUACACAGUGGACAAAUACGCCAGGAUAUCCUUCCCUGUCACGUUCGCAUUGUUAAACUCGAUCUACUGGAUCGUGUAUGCACCGGAUAAAGUCAUCUUCUAACUUGCACACGUGAAGGAAAGAUUUUUCAUGAGAUCUCAAAAAGCCGUACGCUCAAGUGGGCCAGUACGGAUUUUCAGUGACGAGCGCUUUAGAACUUUACAUCUCCUGAAU